AUGAGAUUCUUUGUAACAUUGAUAUUAUUCGUAUCGGUGGCUGCGAAAAAGGGCUUCGAUGCGAUUGGCACAAUUUCUGUUAGCACGUUUGAGUGCUUGAAAAAGGAUGGAUACGACUUUUAUGUGGCCAGGGUUUGGGAGGAGAUUAACAACUACGAUCUCAGCGGCAUCCAGAAUAUCAAACACGCACGACAAGCCGGCUUCACCGACGUAGACGGAUACAUCUACCCUUGCCUGCGCUCAAAUUGCCCGGCCGGGUCAAAACAGGUUGAAGCCGUCAUCGACAAGUUACAUGCAGAAGGGGCCAAAAUUGGCAUGCUUUGGCUUGACGUCGAGGGUAAGUGGCCGGCCGACCACGCCCACAACCAGAACUUCAUCAAGGGCAUGGCCGAGGCGGCUGAGAAGAAAGGCGUGAAAGUCGGUGUCUACACUGGCCAAUACUCUUGGCCAGACAUUGUGGGCUCCUGGUCUGGGAUGGCAAAGUACCCGCUCUGGUGGCCCAACUACAACAAUGAUCCCGGGUUUGGGAAAUUCCACGAAUACGGUGGCUGGAAGAAGCCGGAAAUCCAUCAAUACCAAGGAGAUCUGACCAAGCGCCCCUGCGGACUUGGUGAUAUGGAUCUUGAUUAUAAAGCU
Messenger RNA from Mesorhabditis spiculigera, 636 nucleotides. The record is from the annotation of a GenBank genome assembly. NCBI's taxonomy places the organism in Eukaryota, Metazoa, Nematoda, Chromadorea, Rhabditida, Rhabditidae.